UAGGGUGGUAACGGAUAUAGUCAUUGUUGAUUUGUUUGUCAGGAAGUGUGAUUUUGUUAUUUGAAGGACGUUACCGGAGAGAACUUGAGGCUUUUUCCCCCGCUAAAAAAAGAAAAUGGCACAGCAAUUUAUUUCUGAGCUGCCCAGAUUACAUUCUCUGAUUUCAUCAAGGAUAUGGACAUUACCAAUGAAUUGCAGAACUAAUUUCAUUAGAAGAAUUCUACUUCCACCAAUUGAAAAUAAAUACAUGCAUUUGCGCUUGAGCUGGCCACAACAGUUGGUGCUAAACAGACAGUUUUCCUCUUUAUUUGCACCCAAGCAAAAUGAGGAAAAGUUCACAUUGAUCUACAAGUUUAAUGGAAUACAAUUCUGCAGAGUUGUUUCAAGAUUCAAGAUACUUCAAACAGCGUUAACUGUGUUAUUACUUCCACCUGUCUAUUAUUACUACAUGCUAGAAAAGGUGUCUUUCAUGUGUGCUAUAUAUUGCAGUGGAACUGCUGUCUUUGCUUCUUUAAUGUUAUACUUUCUAAGCUAUUAUCUUCAGAGAAUCAUAGGUAUGAUUUAUUUAAGUGGUACAGGUACAAUGAUAAAAGUUGCCCAUUUGACGUUUUGGGGCAAAAGAAGAGACGUUGUAAUUCCAGUUGCGGAUGUGAAAUCUUUAGAAGAAACUGGAGACAACAAAAAUGAAAUCCUUCUUGAGUUCAAACGAUAUAGCAAUCAAGAUUUAUUUUAUUUUACAAUUCGAUAUGGUCAUAUAUUGGAUAGGGAAAAGUUUUUUAUAGUAUUUAGAGGAUUACAUUGAUCCCUUCACAUGCAGAUAGGUAUUUGUAUGUUUAUGUAAUUAUUUUAUUUAUAUUGCGCCAACAUUUUCUGCCGGGUUUUUUUAAUAUACAUUUAACGUGUCUUCACAUGACAAACUAGAACCGACAUAUUAAAAUAAACUGAUAAAGUAGGUAAAGAGUGCCCUGCUCAAAAACAUAAAUAUGCAUUAGAACCCAUUGUAUAGUGCUGCAUAGUCACAAUAUGAAUCCAUGUAUAACUCUCAUCUCUAAAUGACCUUCUGUAGCCAAGCUGAUAUUGCACGUAUUGUUUGUGAUUUGUAAAUA
Molecule: messenger RNA, 1106 nt
Organism: Spea bombifrons (plains spadefoot toad)
Lineage: Eukaryota; Metazoa; Chordata; Amphibia; Anura; Pelobatidae
Gene: TMEM186
Product: transmembrane protein 186
Exons: 2
Coding region: 116-802 (228 amino acids)
Cellular component (GO): mitochondrion
Source: RefSeq, a predicted model, not a curated record